This is a messenger RNA of Cuscuta campestris, 3902 nucleotides long. Lineage: Eukaryota; Viridiplantae; Streptophyta; Magnoliopsida; Solanales; Convolvulaceae. The record is from the annotation of a GenBank genome assembly.
AGUCUGAACCUCAUUUCUCUCGGACGAGUUCUAUGAUCCCUUUAUUUACUACGGAGUUUGAAACAGUUUUUGGCUUUUGAUCAUCUCGAUUUUGACUUUUUGAGCCCGUGCAAUUCUAUUUCAUUGAAAUCGGAGCCAGUUGGCUGGAGGAUUAUCGCGAAUGGAGACGGAUCUGUUUCGUCUCAUAACGGAGUGCCGAUUAUCAAUUUAGACAUUGUUCAAUAAUCAUUACUGCCUUGGAGAAGGUAGGAUAUGCAUCUUGCAGCAGGAUAGGCUCAUCAAAUGGUGUGGAGUUUCCACUGCAUUGGUGCAGUAGUAAGUGCUUAAUAACUGUGCAGAUUGUUAUAUUUGACAAUGUUGGCUGACACAGAGUGUCUGAUAGCGAUGAAAAAUUAGAAUGUGAAAGUAAGUUUCUGAUUAUUUACAAGUAUCAUCAUCUCUCCAUUGAUGAGAGGGAUUUGCCUCUUUUCACGAUGCGAUGUACUCAUAGAUUACCCUUCUUCACACUACCCCUUGUACUCCUUAUCUUCUCAUUUGUGCUCCGUCUCUUCCAUCCCCUUCUAUUUGUUCACUACCCUGAAAGCGCUCGGGAUCAACCCUUGUUUCGUUCUACAUUAAAACCCAAGGAUGUACGCCACAACCACCUUGAGGUUCAAAAGCGGGAAUCUUCAUCACGGAAUAAUUAUAUUGUUCGAUUCACUAAAUACUUGAAAUCUGAAUAUCAUCAGACAUAUCUGCAAGGUAACGUGAAAUUGAAUGGUUGGGAAUGGAUAGAAAGGAAGAACCCUGCGUCUCGGUUUCCUACAGAUUUUGCAGUGGUGGCAAUUGAGGAAUCAAUGAUAGAACUUUUGAUUGAUAAGUUCACAAAAUUAAAGUUUGUGAAAGACGUGUCAUUAGAUUUGAGUUAUCAAAGAGGAGUUCUUGCAAAAAAGAAUGACAGAAUUGGGGGUUUUUUUGACGGAAAGAAGAGACCAGGAAAAAUUUUCACUUCGAUGUCUUUUGCCGAAGGAGAGCAAAAUGAAGGAAAGAGAAAUGUAAUAUCUAACACAAGCAAUAUGGAAAUCAGCUGGAAGAGGGAGCUAUUGAUGCAGAAGCACUUUGGUCAAAAGGAUACACCGGCGCUAAAGUUAAAAUGGCUAUUUUUGACACAGGCAUUCGAUCAGAUCAUCCUCAUUUUCGUAAUAUCAAGGAGCGUACAAAUUGGACCAAUGAAGAUACACUUAAUGACAAUCUAGGACAUGGGACAUUUGUAGCAGGGGUUAUUGCUGGACAAGAUUCAGAGUGUCUUGGUUUUGCCCCAGACACAGAAAUCUAUGCUUUUAGAGUAUUCACUGAUGCACAGUUUAUUGCAGGUAUCAUAUACUUCAUGGUUUCUUGACGCAUUCAACUAUGCAAUUGCAACCAACAUGGAUGUGUUGAAUUUGAGCAUAGGUGGACCUGAUUAUAUGGAUCUUCCAUUUGUGGAGAAGGUUUGGGAGAUAACAGCAAAUAAUAUUAUCAUGGUUUCGGCAAUUGGGAAUGAUGGACCACUUUACGGGACUCUGAACAAUCCAGCAGAUCAAAGUGAUGUUAUUGGUGUUGGUGGAAUUGAUUACAAUGAUCAUAUAGCAUCAUUCUCAUCACGUGGCAUGAGUACAUGGGAGAUUCCUCAUGGUUAUGGCCGCAUGAAACCUGAUAUUGUUGCUUAUGGACGUGAUAUUAUGGGAUCCAAGAUCAGCACAGGUUGCAAAAGCUUGUCUGGUACUAGUGUUGCGAGUCCUGUGGUGGCUGGAAUUGUAUGCCUUCUUGUCAGUGUCAUUCCUGAAAGCAAGCGGAAGAACAUGUUAAAUCCAGCGAGUGUGAAACAGUCUCUGGUUGAGGGAGCUGCAAAGCUUCUCGGCCCUAACAUGUACGAGCAGGGUGCAGGCAGGGUCAAUUUAUUGGAGUCUUAUGAGAUUCUAAAAAACUAUGAACCUCGAGCAAGCAUCUUUCCCAGUGUUCUUGAUUACAGAGAUUGUCCUUAUUCUUGGCCAUUUUGCUUCCAACCACUCUAUGCUGGUGCCAUGCCAGUUAUUUUUAAUGCUACUAUUUUAAAUGGAAUGGGUGUUCUUGGUUAUGUUGAAAGCCCACCGACAUGGAAUCCCUCGAAUGAGGAGGGCAAUCUUCUUAGUAUACAUUUCACCUAUUCUGGUGUUAUUUGGCCAUGGACGGGUUAUCUGGCGCUUCACAUGCAAAUUAAGGAAGAGGGGGCUAAAUUUUCGGGGGAUAUUGAAGGAAAUGUUACUGUUAAGGUAUAUAGCCCUCCUGCUCCAGGGGAAAAAUCUCGCCGAAGUACUACAUGUAUCCUUAUGUUAAAAGUGAAAGUGGUUCCUACCCCACCAAGAGAAGCUCGGGUUUUAUGGGAUCAGUUUCAUAGUAUAAAGUACCCUCCUGGCUAUAUACCAAGAGACUCUUUGGAUGUUAGGAACGACAUCCUUGACUGGCAUGGAGAUCAUCUUCAUACAAACUUCCAUAUUAUGUUUGACAUGCUAAGGGAUGGGGGGUAUUAUGUUGAAACACUUGGAUCCCCUCUUACAUGCUUUGAUGCACGACACUACGGGACUCUUCUCCUUGUGGAUCUUGAGGAUGAGUACUUUGGUGAAGAGAUCAAGAAGCUCAGGGAUGAUGUCAUCAACACUGGAUUAAGUGUGGUUGUAUUUGCUGAUUGGUAUAAUGUGGACACAAUGGUGAAGAUGAGAUUCUUUGAUGAUAACACACGGAGUUGGUGGACUCCUAUAACUGGAGGUGCGAAUGUGCCUGCCUUGAAUGAUCUUUUGGCUCCAUUUGGGAUUGCAUUUGGAGAUAAAAUUCUUAAUGGUGAUUUUGUCAUUGAUGGUGAGCAGAGUCGAUAUGCAUCUGGAACUGACAUUGUCAAGUUUCCUAGAGGUGGAUAUCUACACAGCUUCCCUUUCCUCGAUAGUUCAGAGAGUGGGGCAACUCAGAACGUUCUGUUAUCUGGCACGACCAAGGCAGACACUCCAAUUCUCGGUCUUGUGGAGGCUGGUAAGGGCCGUAUUGCAGCAUAUGGGGACUCAAACUGUUUAGAUAGCAGUCAUAUGGUUACCAAUUGUUAUGGGCUUUUGAAGAAAAUACUAGACUUUGCCGGCAGGGGUGUUAAAGAUCCCAUACUUUUCUCUGACUCUGUAAGACUAGAUAAACCAUUAUAUAUAGACGAGAAGCAAUUACCCUCCAGACGAACAGAUGUGAAUUUCUCUACCUAUUCUGCUGUUGUUGGAAAGGAAUUGAUUUGUGGGCAUGACUCUAGGGUUGAAGUGUGGGGAACUAAGGGUUACAAUUUACAUGUUAGAGGAAGAAACCGAAUAUUGCCAGGGCACACAGUUAUUGAUAUGGGUACUGAUUUAAAUUCUACCCCAGAGAGCUCUUGGAUGAAAAUGUCCAACAUGACUAAAAAGAAGGGUGGUUAUUCACCAAGAACCAAGGACACCAAUGGAGAUGAUCAAGAUUUGCAGGUGCCUUUAGCUACCCAUUGGUUUUUGCCUGCAGGUGUUGCAAUUAUCGGGGUGCUGCUACUCUUAAGCCUCUGGCGCGUUCGACAGAAGCGAGGCAAGCGGAGGAAAUCGUCUGGUUCAGGAGGACGCUUUUCUAACAAUGUAUAGAAAUUAAAUGCUCGUCAUUUUUACACUAAUUCGCGGCCCGUAUUGUUUUUCUUGUCGCAUUGUUGUUAUGUCACAUAUCAAAGAUUUUUUUUUUUUAACAUUUUAUUGUCACCCUAUGAGAGGGACGACACACCCACAUUGGGGGGGGGGGGGGACGAGUUUUGUAAGAUUAGUGAGACUGCCCAAGAGAUGCUUCACAUUACUUUUGUGUGAGCACACGUAGAGAAGUUGCUAUAUUACUCUUUUUAACAAAAAGGGCUCCUUUUU